Molecule: messenger RNA, 3297 nt
Organism: Notolabrus celidotus (New Zealand spotty)
Lineage: Eukaryota; Metazoa; Chordata; Actinopteri; Labriformes; Labridae
Product: integral membrane protein GPR155-like
Exons: 14
Coding region: 180-2498 (772 amino acids)
Biological process (GO): G protein-coupled receptor signaling pathway; transmembrane transport
Cellular component (GO): membrane
Molecular function (GO): G protein-coupled receptor activity
Source: RefSeq, a predicted model, not a curated record
GGAUAGGGGGCGCUGACCUAAUAAAAAGGCUUAGCUCCAAAAGCUUGACUGGCACAUUGAUCAAGACAGGAACGAGGCACUGAGGGACUGCAGGGCAGGCAUGAGAGCAGCCUGCUGACAUCAACUUCAAGUUUUCAUAUGAGGAGAGAGAUCUGGACUCAUCAGCUCCUUCAGGCAACAUGUCCUUUGAGAGGCUCUUCCCGGCUAUCGUGGAGUGCUUUGGGAUAAUAGUAUGUGGAUACGUCGCGGGGAGGGUGAAUAUUAUCACACCCACCCAGGCUAAAGGACUGGGGAGCUUUGUGUCCACUUUUGCCCUCCCAGCACUGCUGUUCAAGAACAUGGUCCUGUUGGACUUUGGCAAUGUUGUCUGGCCUUUCCUGUGGAGCAUCCUCGUCGCCAAAUUGUGCGUCUUUCUCCUUGUGGGCGUCCUCACGCUGAUAGUUGCCAGUCCAGAGAAGCGAUACAGCCAAGCUGGGAUUUUCUCAAUAUUCGCCACCCAAAGCAAUGAUUUUGCUUUGGGAUAUCCCAUAGUUGAGGCACUGUACAAGAGCACAUACCCACACUACCUUCAGUACAUCUACCUGAUCGCACCUGUGUCCCUGAUACUUCUAAAUCCCAUCGGCUUUGCCUUCUGCGAGAUCCAGAAGUGGAAGAACGAGGGAAACCACCAGCAGAGCAAACUUUUGACUGUGGGAUGUGUAGUUCUACAAGUCCUGAAGAACCCCAUCGUGUUCAUGGUUAUCAUUGGUCUCAUCACACAUUUCGUCCUGCACCACAACAUUCCUCCAUUCCUGGCUGAAUUUGUGAAUUGUUUGGCUAGCUCUUUUGGGGGGACAGCGCUCUUCUACUUGGGUCUGUCCAUGGUCGGCCAGUUGAGGAAACUAACCCGAGGCGAUUUUAUGACAAUGACAUUACUUCUAACAGCUAAACUGUUGCUAAUGCCCCUGAUCUGUAAGGACAUGGUGGAACAGUUAGACAAUAGCAACACCAGUGCCUCUGACCACUCAAGCCUCUCCAAUUAUGCUUUUCUUUAUGGAGUAUUUCCCACUGCACCAAGUGUAGCCAUCUAUGCUGUGUAUUACAACGCAGAGCUAGAAGUUGUUACUUCCGGGAUGGUUAUCAGCACUUUCCUUUCAGCUCCAAUAAUGUAUGUGUCUGCCUGGUUACUGUCAAUCUGUCAGAUGGAUUCUAAGCUGGUGUUGAAUUCACUGCAGAGCGUUACCAUAAACAUAAGCGUACUGAGCUUAGUUUUGCUGAUAUGGACAAUUGCAAUUAUUUUACUGAGUCAGAAAGUGAAAAGACUGCCUCAUUUGUUUACAUUCAACCUUUUCUUAGCACAGUUUAUGACUUGUAUCGGGAUGAUCCUGUGGGAUUUCAUGGUCACAUCUGACAAAGACCUCGGGCAGGUCCUGACUGUCGCAAUACUAUGUACCUCACUCUACAGCACCUAUGUGUGGCCAGCUCUGAUAGCACUCUCUCUGGUGCUUAUGAAGAGGUAUGAGGAAAAAGUGUCACCAGGCCUCUUUGUCCUUGCAGGCUGGGGGAUUCCAGCCUUUGUAACUGCUGUGCUGCUAUUUUCUGGGGAAGAAAUGACAGACACGAUUGACACCUCUUUCAUUUACGGCAAACAACAGAUAAUCUGCACUUCAGUUGUAGCUUCCUUAAGUAUAGUGCUGGGAGGGGUCUCUCUGCUGUGUCUCAGUAAAGGGAGCAGGACUCGAAAAGAAUAUUCCCAAGAAGGAAACUCUUCAGAUUAUCUCGUGUCUGAAGUUGAACAUGAAUCCAAGACUAAAUUUGUGCUUGUCAACCCGUUUGGAGAGCUCAGCAGAGGUCGGAAUGAGAACAAGUAUGCCUACAAAGACUACCCGCAUUUCCACAUGGAUGAGCUCCAACAGGUUGAAGAUAAACAAGAAGCCCGUCAUGAGAUCUUGUGUCUUUUCCUGAUUGUCAGCUUGCUUGCUAACUUGUGCAGCUGCUUGUGGUUGCUCCUCUACCGUGCUCCUGGAAGACUUUACUUGGAGCUGCAGUUUUUUUGUGCUGUGGCUAACUAUGGACAGGGUUUUCUCUCUUUUGCUGUGUUUGGUCUGGACAAGCACUUGAUGGCACUGCUUUUUAAGAGGAUUGGAAAAACAGACUUCAGAUCGCCUAAUAUGGCUGCAAAGAGGAGAUUGGCUAAUAGGGCAUUAAAGAGGAGAAAGACUGAUAAGGCCCCUACAAAUGGACCGCCAGUGGCCAUCCCUCCUGAGUUACAGAGACUUAACAGCAGCAUCCUUGGGAAGAAAGAUCUAGAGCAGAAAAAGGGGGAAAGAACGCUGCUUGCCAGUUCAACAAAAUACUGCACACAAGAGGAAAAAAAGGUUAUGAUCCAUUACUUGUCUCCAAUGCCUGAUCAACCAUCAGACAAGGAGGAUCCAAGACCCAGUGGAAGUGAGACACAACACCAAGGGAAGGACAGCAGGAGGAAAAAGAGAUUAAAAACUAAACAUGUUGAUCCCUAAGAGUUGGCCAGAGAAGUUUGACUGUAAAUGUUAAAUCAGCAAAUAUAAAAGACAAAAUAAGCUUCUGUUCUGUGACUGUGUUUUGCUCUUUAACUCAACAUGAAUAAAGAAGAGAUGUUUGUAUUUGUUAUUAUAAAAGUUUGGAUGUGUUAAAUUAAGACAAUGGAGACACUGAUGUGAUGAUUCAGCUAUGAUUGUUUCCAACAAUUACAAAACAAGAAUUAAAUAUGUAUAAAAGAAGAUUUUGUUUUUGCAGUAGUUGUAUCCCUCAUCUGGGCCCUGGUUUUAUCCUUCAUCUGGCUCACUGUGAGUGGGUCUGCCUCAUUACCCAGGGUCCCUCUGUGCUGUCAUGUCUGAAAGCAGGCCUUUGCUUUAAUGUAUAAUCAAUCACUGUAUGUCAGUCUUUGAUUGGACUGCUGACAGGAAAGUGUGGAAGAGACGCCGGUCUUUAGGAUAAUUGCUCUCUCAACAAAAACAUGUUUUGCAUUUUCCUCUGACAUUGUGACAAGAGCUAUUUACUUGGGCUAUUGUUGUGGUCUUUGAACAACACCUAAAAAUGCCGCUUAAUCUUUUAAUGUGAUUUUCUUUUAUUGAGUGAACAGUGCAGCUAUUGUGUUGUGGAAAAACCAGAGGCGGACUCCAUACUGGAAAAACUAUUUGGUGUGUGAGUGAGCUCCUCCUGGUGGCAGAAUACUAGAAAUCUUGUUUAAGUGGAAAUCAUGACUUGGUUUUAGGGUAAAUUCAAUGUAUUUUAAAAUAAUCAUUCACUUCUGUUGAAUAAAAAGUACUUAUCACAGUG